Messenger RNA from Trichoderma citrinoviride, 1128 nucleotides. RefSeq lists its product as hypothetical. Gene Ontology annotation, biological process: protein sumoylation; double-strand break repair via homologous recombination; protein ubiquitination. Gene Ontology annotation, molecular function: ubiquitin-protein transferase activity; SUMO ligase activity; zinc ion binding. The transcript is spliced from 2 exons. The record is from RefSeq and is a predicted model, not a curated record. Gene Ontology annotation, cellular component: Smc5-Smc6 complex; nucleus. The annotation marks the transcript as partial. NCBI's taxonomy places the organism in Eukaryota, Fungi, Ascomycota, Sordariomycetes, Hypocreales, Hypocreaceae.
AUGUCGCGCCGUCUCUUCAACCGCGGCCGUGCUGCUGCAUCAUCAGCGAGCACUUCUACCACCACAACCGUCACUACCCUCCCCGACUACGAGCCGCUUUCGUUCCCUCUGUCCGACACUGCCCGGAAGGAACUGACCGACCUCUCCAAUAAUCGUGGCGCUGCGCCGUAUGAGAGCGCACUGAAAGACUCUAUUCGCCAUCUGGGCCUCAGCGUCAGCGAUCUAAACGAGCGGCUACGCAGAGGCCAGGAUCGACUGGCCGCACUCCGUGAGCGCCGAGAGGAAAAGGGUACGGCCAAGACGGCGGAGGAGGAGCGCCUGGAAGAACAGAUUCCGGAGUUUGAGAAGGAGGUGGAGAGGCUCACCCGCGAAUCCGAGCGCGCUCUCAGAGACUUGGUUGAUCGGAAAGCUGAACUGGAGGACGAGGCCGCCAUUUUGGAGGACCUCAGCACUACAGCCACCACAAGCACAAUAGCCCAGGCGAGAGGCGCAGGCGCUUCUCAAAGCCGACGGAGACCGGCCAACAUGGUCGGCAGUGAUGGCGAGGACGAAGAAGACCAAAAAGGCAACAUCGAAGAGGAACAAGCCGUAACCAGCGUCAUCGAUACCUUCCGCGAGCUCCGCGCAAAGAAGAGGGCCGAGUACAACGGUCUCAGCGUCCACCAGCGAUACGCCCUCAACAACGACUACGCGGGCUUCAAGAAGCUGUGGCACGAAGCCGCAGCGGGGGAAGAUGGACCGCCGCUGCCAGACGCCUCCAGAUGGUUUUCGUCGAAUGGCGAACCGGACAUGACUGUUCCUAGCCGGGAUGGACAGAACGGUGCCUUUGACGACGACGACGACGUAGCUGUCUCGCGCGAAAACCUUAGCAUCAACUGUCCACUGACUCUCCUCCCCAUGAAGGAGCCGUACAGGAGCCGCAAGUGUCCGCAUACUUUUGAAAAGGCAGCCAUUUUGGAUUACCUGCCGCUCCGAGAAGAGCGCCAGUGUCCUCAGACGGGCUGUUCUCAGACAUUUUCUCGUGCUCGCUUCGAGCAUGACUUUUACUUGGACGAAGCCAUGAAGCGAAGGAUCCAGCGCUGGCAGCAGGCGGAACGAGAACAGCGUGAUAUGGACGAUGAGGACGAC